This is a messenger RNA of Drosophila ananassae, 690 nucleotides long. RefSeq lists its product as uncharacterized. NCBI's taxonomy places the organism in Eukaryota, Metazoa, Arthropoda, Insecta, Diptera, Drosophilidae. The record is from RefSeq and is a predicted model, not a curated record. The transcript has 2 exons. The coding region runs from base 16 to 552 and encodes 178 amino acids.
UCGAGAGCUACAGCCAUGAUCAAGUGGUGUUGGGUCUGCGGCGUUUUCAUUUUAGUAAACGCCAUAAUGGAGGAACGAAACUAUCGAAUUGUUAUCGACGAUGUCAAUAUUAGUAAUGUUGAUCCGGAGGUUUUCCUAAGGUUUGAUUGUCAAGUCGAGCAGAUCAACAACCGCAGCUACUACGACUCUACGCGUAUUUUCAAAUACGACGUCAAUGAUAUUUGGGUACACGCCGAGUUGGCAUUUUGGAAGUUAAACAAUCAGAAAUUGAAGAUUUUAGAUGUGAAAUUCGACGUGUGUAAUUUUCUAAACAAUAUUCAAAAAAACCGAUUCCUCAAUAUCUUCGUGAAGAAUAUAAAAGCACAUUCGAAUACCGAUCUGAAAUGCCCCUUUCGAGCAAACGUUAGUCAUACUGUGGAGAAAAUGUUUUUUGAUGAAAAGGAUUUUCCCACUAAUGUUCCAUUGGGAAAAUUUCGAAACAUAAUCGAGUUCCUCAUGAAUCAGAGAAUGAGUGCCCGCCUGGUCAUCAAGGGCAGAAUCGUCCCGAACUGAGAUAAAACUGGAAUAUCAAUAAAUAUGGAGUAUCAGCAUUUGACUUUAAAACGUUUUUAAUCUUUCAGUUAAUUAAUCAUAGAGACAUAUAUAUAUACAUAUAUAUAUAUGACAUUCGAAAUAAAUAUUUUUGCGCAC